UCCUAACCUCCCAACCUCCCGAAGCACCUCAAUAACACGGAGGCCAACCCAACCUCACCAACAGACGGGGAGGAGGAACCCGAGAAACCCGAGGAACCCGAGUGUAAACGGAGUCUAAACGGAGGAACUAGGAGGAACUGAUUCCACGGCAGGAACCUAAGCCAUGGUGGUGGUGGGCUAGCUAUCGAGCCAGCCAGCCAGCCAGCCAGCCAGCCUCGCUCCUUGCACGCACGCCACGCAGCCGGGCCAUACAGAGCGCGGCCACGCUCGUUCGUAGCCCAUCGCCAGCGGAUCAUGCCUCAGUCCGGGCCCAAACCCGCCAUGAAAAUUGGCAUGAACCUGGCGCAACUCAAACUGGGCGCGGCCUCCUCGUUGGUCCCGCCGCCCUCCGCCGCCUCGUCUCAAUCCGACGGAGAUGCGCCCGCAGCCGCCCCCGCCCCCGGCCCCGGCUUCGGUUCUUUCGGUGGGGCCUCGAACCCCACCCGACCCACCCACAUCAUUCGAAAUGAAUUGGAGCCCGGGCCCCUGGCGGCUGACGACACACCGACUUACACCAUGGACGCUCAAAGCCAGCGUGAUCUCAUGGCCACUAUGGGCUUCACCGGAUUUGGCGCCACCAAGAAGUCCAAGGGUGCCGCCCAGCCGGCUCAACGUUUUGACUUGGACACGCUCGUGGCGGAGGCGCGUCAGACCGCUGUAGCGCGCAAUGCGGACAAUAACGCCAAGUUGGAACGCAUGGCGGCUGAAAGUGCGGCCCAGGUCGAGGCGUCGUCCUCGGCGCAGCCACCCGCGGCCCAUGAUUCUGACUCCGACCCCGAGGUAGGUCCGGUCCCACCGUCCGUGAUCGCGACCUCUUCUGCCCAAUCCACGACCUCGAAAUCUGUCCCGCCCAUCCCUUCCAGACCCCGGUCGCCAAGUCCGUCAUCGGCCCGCUCGUCUCAGGCGGCCGACCGGGCAACGGGGCCAAGUGAUGGGGAAGAUAACGACGACGACGACGACGAAGAAGAGGAGGAGGAGGCGUCGUUAGCCAACCGCAUUCCCCAAAGCCACGAAAUCGAACUCAAACACGGCAGUAAGCCCAUUUCGGCCUUGGCCAUUGACCCAUCGGGCUCGCGAUUGAUUUCCGGUGGGUUAGACUAUGAGGUCAAAUUCUGGGAUUUCGCCGGUAUGGACGCCUCCCUGCGGAGUUUUCGCACCAUUCGUCCUUGCGAAAGUCACGUGAUCAAGCAGCUGGAAUAUUCCGCCACCGGGGACAGGAUCCUCGUAGUCGGCGGUAGUGCGCAGGCCAAGGUCUUGGAUCGCGAUGGACAUGAACUGUUUCAGUGUGUCAAAGGCGAUCCCUACGUAGUGGAUGUGCGGAGGAACAAGGGCCAUGUGGGCGGGCUCACCGCCGGCUGUUGGCACCCUAAAAUCAAGGAUGAAUUCAUCACCGCCGCCACCGAUGGCAGUCUCCGGAUUUGGCUCAUUGAGGAUAAAGGGCGGAAAUCCAAGAUGGCCAUCAAGUGCAAAUCAUCCGAGGGACUGAAGGCCAAUCCGACGUGUUGUACGGUGAGUCGCGAUGGUCUCCUCGUGGCCGCCGGAUGUCAGGACGGUUCCUUACAAAUGUGGGAUCAUCGCAAGUCCUUUGUGAAUGUGUCACUCAUGCUCCGUGAUGCCCAUCAAAAGGGCACCGACACGUCCAGCAUCGCUUGCGGCUACGACAAUCAUCAUUUCACCACGCGGGGCGGUGACGACACGCUCAAGCUGUGGGACAUUCGCAAUUUCAAAAAGGCCGUCCACGUCGCCACGGGUCUCUUCAGUAAAUUUGAGAUGACCGAAGCCUGUUUCAGCCCCGACGACCGCAUGAUCGUGACCGGUACCUCCAUGGACCGAGGGGACACGUCCGGUAAGCUAGUGUUCUUCGAAAAAGCUACUUUCAACAAGAUCUGCCAAAUGGAGGUCGGGAGCUCGCAUGUAAUCGGAGCCAAAUGGCAUCCCAAACUCAAUCAGAUGAUGGUGGGGAGUGGUGAUGGCGUGGUCAGACUCUACUAUGACCCCAUCAGAUCGGUCAACGGAGCCAAGCUCUGCGUUGUCAAAACGGCCACCAAGGCCAAAACCACGCAAUUCAUCGCAACGCAACACAUCAUCACGCCCUACUCGCUACCCAUGUUCCGGGAGGAGCGACAGCGGUCCACAAAGCGUCAAGAAGAACGAGCCCGCAAAGAUCCGGUCAAGUCUCGCCGGCCGGACUUGCCCUUGGGCAUGAAAGGAACGGGCGGGCGUGUGGCGGCCGGAGGCAGUACUUUGCAUUCGUUCAUGGCCAAGCAGAUUUCUGUCAAGAACAAAGACGAUCACAUUGAUCCUCGAGAGAGAAUCCUGCGUCACGCCAAAGAGAGUGAAGAUAAUCCCUAUUGGAUUGCACCCGCGUACCAAAAGACCCAGCCCAAGGCCAUUUUUAACACCGAGCACGAUCAGCCUCCAGAAAAGAAGACUAAAACCGAGACAUUUGGCUAGCUAUCUCUUCCACCCUAUUCAAUUUGAUAGCAUUUAUGUGGAUCACCCAAAUGUACGUGAAACAAUCGAUACAAACUAUUAGAGAACGUGUGAUUAUUCGAAUGAAGUGAACUAUCGGGUCAGUAUAGUGAGUGACAUGUCGAAUUUGAAGCACAUGCCUAUUGUGUCAAUGAUUGGUCCGUUGCCGUGUUUGGAGAUGAUUCCACAUUGUUUUUUUUCUUAUUAAACACGCGACCCCAA
Tigriopus californicus is the source of this 2733-nucleotide messenger RNA. Its product is annotated as WD repeat-containing protein 70-like. The record is from RefSeq and is a predicted model, not a curated record. Gene Ontology annotation, cellular component: site of double-strand break; nucleus. The transcript is spliced from 2 exons. Gene Ontology annotation, molecular function: protein binding. Gene Ontology annotation, biological process: regulation of DNA double-strand break processing. Lineage: Eukaryota; Metazoa; Arthropoda; Copepoda; Harpacticoida; Harpacticidae. Bases 295 to 2493 code for a protein of 732 amino acids.